AUGGCUUCUCUCUUGAAAUGGGCUAAAAGAGCCAUUCGGAGAGCUCCAUCUCCUCCUAUGCGAUUUCCAACCAGCGGUUUCGAGAUUGUUAAUACCUCCAAGAUACUUGAUGAGGAGCGGUUUGAAGAAUUCAAGGCUGGUCAAUAUUAUCCAGUAAAUAUUGGGGAUAUCUUUGGUUCUAAGUACCAGGCUAUUGGCAAGCUGGGAUUUGGAGCUACCUCUACGGUUUGGCUCGCUCGUGAUCUUGAAGCACAUCGACAUGUAACUCUUAAAGUAUAUACGCGGGGAGAAGAUAACCGGGAAGAGUUUGAUAUUUAUAAACACAUAAACCAGGGAAAUCAGUCGCAUCCUGGCUACGCUCAUGUGCGAACAGCCUUGGACAUAUUCACAAUCCCUCGCGCUGGCGGCGACCAUUACUGUCUGAUCCAAAAGCCUAUGUGGGAGAGCUUUAGAGACCUUCUCUAUCGCAAUCCCACCCAUCGAUUCACGGAGGACCUCUUAAAGGCGGGUCUAAUGCAAGUUUUUCUUGCCCUCGACUAUCUACAUACAGAGUGCAAGCUUGUUCAUACUGAUAUUAAAGGUGACAAUAUACUCCAAGAGAUAGAAGAUAAAUCUAUCCUAGAAGAAUUCACCAAUGCUGAGAUGGAAAAUCCUUCUCCGCGGAAAUUUAUUGAUGGCGUACCUGUGUAUAUGUCGCGACGCUUUGGUCUACCAAAGACAUUUGGCAGAGCUGUAUUGGGUGACUUUGGUUCAGCUGUACGUGGAGAUGAGAAACGAAAUCACGACGCACAACCAAAUGUCUACAGAUCACCAGAGGUUAUGCUAAAGACUGACUGGAGCUAUCCUGUUGAUAUAUGGAACCUGCUUAGCUACCCUUUUUCAUCCUUGAUAAGUAUUAAUCAAGACUUAAACCGGGUUUGGGAUCUUUUUGAAGGAAAACACAUGUUCUAUGGGAAUGACCCUGAUGGAAAAGGGUACUCAACCCGCGCGCACCUCGCUGAAGUAAUUGCAAUUCUCGGUCCCCCACCAUUAGAUAUGUUGAAAUGCGGAAAGCGAAGCAGCGAAUUUUUUGACGAAGAUGACACUAAAUAUUUGGCGGAGCCCUCUAACGAUAUCUGUAUAUUAGGAAAGUGGAAAUCCAAUAUCGAAAUACGACAAGGCAGGAGUUUAGAGCAGUCAGAGGAAUUUCUGGGAGGGAAAAACAAAGAAAUGUUCUUAUCCUUCAUGAGAGGAAUGUUGCAAUGGCGACCGGAGGAUAGGAAGACAGCAAAGGAGCUGAUUGAAGACCCCUGGUUGAAUAGCUAG
Microsporum canis CBS 113480 is the source of this 1305-nucleotide messenger RNA. RefSeq names its product protein kinase domain-containing protein. NCBI's taxonomy places the organism in Eukaryota, Fungi, Ascomycota, Eurotiomycetes, Onygenales, Arthrodermataceae. The transcript has 5 exons. Gene Ontology annotation, molecular function: protein kinase activity; ATP binding. The record is from RefSeq and is a predicted model, not a curated record. Gene Ontology annotation, biological process: protein phosphorylation; spliceosomal complex assembly; regulation of mRNA processing. Bases 1 to 1305 code for a protein of 434 amino acids.